Asterias rubens (European starfish) is the source of this 1945-nucleotide messenger RNA. Its product is annotated as roundabout homolog 2-like. NCBI's taxonomy places the organism in Eukaryota, Metazoa, Echinodermata, Asteroidea, Forcipulatida, Asteriidae. The record is from RefSeq and is a predicted model, not a curated record. Bases 280 to 1428 code for a protein of 382 amino acids. The transcript has 8 exons.
UAAAAAAAGAAAUAGCUCCUUCUGAGAGAUGAAAUUAGUUUCAAUCAUCCAAGUCGCAUUCCUGAGUGUUACACGAUUUAAUUCUUGCUGUCACCGGGGCUUUGGUGUGAAGAGUGAAACUGUCAAAUUCUCCCAAGUUACAUCAGCAAUUUGUUUGGGCGUGUUUUCCUCGUAGGACAGUCUGAGCUUUUUAUAGCCGUGAAGUAAGCCCUUCGUUUUGUGUACACUGACAUUGACAGUCACAACGGGCGAGGUUCGUAGUUUGGAUUAUUUACCCACAUGACCGGCCUGUCAAAGACUGGAUCUAAAAUGCAGGACACAUCACAUUUCCUGCUAGUGUUGGUUACACUGCUGCUGUUUGACUGGAGCUUAGCACAAUCUCAUCAACGGUCCACAUAUAUCCACAUAACUCCUCCAUCGGGUAUCCAAAGCAUUCAGGGUCUUCAUCAGAAACUUCGCUGCGAUGCAAGCUACCUCGGUGAUCCAGUGGAUUUCAAGUGGUUGUACAAUGACCAAAUUAUACCAGAUACAAAUCCCAGGUACAACAUAGAUUACGACACAAACCCUAUGGACACCGCUACAUUUUCCAUUCUGACUAUAACGGCGACGAGGCCGUCCGAUAGCGGGCGCUACAGCUGUCGUAUGAAGCCCCCUGGAAGGGGCGUGGCAACCACGUCGGUCACAAUACUUGAACGUGCCCAACUUAUCACCAGCCACGACCAGGUCAUUCUCCAAGGCGAGAACACGACACUGUCCUGCAAGACCGUGCCGGACCUUACCAACUUUGGCUCGAAAAUUUAUUGGCACAAACAAAACCAGUUUAUCGGCUUACGGGGAAUGAUAGAUUUAAACGGAGACGAUAUCCCAGACGUCAAUAUUUCUCCCAAUGGCAAUCUGACGCUAAUGAACUCCAACACCGUGUUAGCUGGGACCUACAAGUGCAGAGUCAGAUACAGAAUCUACGGCAGAACCACCUUUGUCUCAAAUGACAUCAAUGUUUAUGCUAACGUGACAGUUCAGACUGACCCUUACGUCUGGUACAACUCCAACGCCCAGUUCCCUCUGGAGCUUCGUUGCUUUGUCCGAGGCUACCCAUACGCAGAUGUGUCUUGGAGAUACAGAGGCUUAUUGAUUCGGGGAAGUGACGUUGGCAACAACGUCACGCUGACGACAAAACCCCUAGACCACGUGACGAUGAUAUCAACGCUCACGAUCCGAGAGCCGGGCUUUAAGUCGUUCAAUAUGACCCGCUUUACGUGUGCGGGUGUGAAUAAAUACGGGAUGGAUAGACAAACUACUGCUGUAGUUAACACAGAUCAAGUGUUUGACCCUUUCUCCAGUGGCGGUCCUUCACUUUCAACACCUGCUCUCGCUUUGGUGACGGCUUCAUGUCUGCUGGUAGUCAUACAAUCAGUCGUCCAAAACUAAAUUAUAAAUUAAAUGUAUUAUUUCGUUGAUUGCUGCUUCUGUGUCUUUUUGUACUUUUUUUACCACCACUUUGAAAAUAGUUUAAGUCAUGCAAAAUUUGAAGGGUAUAAACAAUGUCAAAACCGCCCGAUUGAUCUUAUGAGAGUGCAACAUUAUAAUAGAUCAUUCAGUAAGCAUAGAUAUUUUAAUGUCCAUUUCACUGCCACUGUACAAUUUCAUCAACAGUUGAAAUCAGCGACCAAAAACGCUCGAGCGUGUAUCUGGAACCAGUUUCACAGAGCAACAAAGUUUUACCGUCUAAAAUAGUGUUACCGACCAAACUGCCAAGUUAGUACAUUUUGUUACUGUCACCCACCAAACUGCUUGUAUUUUCUCAAAAAGCAAAACCUUUGUUUUAAAUCGUUUUAAAUUGUUACAAAAAUGCAUACCGGAAAUUAUUAUUUUAAUAAGCUUUGUUUAUUGCUCAUUUUAAAUAAUUUUUUUUUAAAUAUUGAGGUUCUGUCCGCCAUAAUGAAAA